GUCUGAGCUAAACUAAUAAAAACAUGGGCAUAUUCUUUUCCUUCUCCUUUCUCUCUUUCACGGCUUUUCUUACCGUGUCUUUCAUCAAAGUUUCAAAGCCAGUUGAUGGGUUGCCUCUUUCCACCAACUCCAGAUGGAUUGUGGAUGAUGGAAGUGGACAACGGGUAAAGUUAGCAUGCGUGAACUGGGCGUCUCAUCUGGAACCAGUUGUAGCGGAGGGACUUAGCAAGAGGCCGGUUGACGACAUAUCUAAAGGAAUUUUGGCUAUGGGAUUCAAUUGUGUGAGGUUCACUUGGCCAAUCUAUUUGGCCACCAAUGACUCUUUGGCCUCUCUAACAGUUAGACGGUCAUUUCAGAGUCUUGGUUUGUCUGAUGCCAUUGUUGGUAUUCAGACCAACAAUCCCUCGAUCAUAGAUCUUCCCCUCAUUAAAGCCUUCCAGGCAGUGGUAUCCAACCUUGUGGACAACAAUGUGAUGGUGAUAUUAGAUAAUCACAUAACAAAGCCAGGUUGGUGUUGCAGUAACUCUGAUGGCAAUGGAUUCUUUGGCGAUCAGUACUUUGAUCCAGAACUCUGGAUCAAGGGUCUCACCAGGAUGGCUACUCUUUUUAAUGGAGUUACUAAUGUUAUUGGCAUGAGCCUAAGAAAUGAACUCAGAGGCCCUAAACAGAAUGUAAAAGAUUGGUACAGAUAUAUGCAGAGAGGAGCUGAAGCAGUGCAUUCAGCAAACCCAAAUGUUCUUGUCAUUCUAUCUGGCUUAAGUUUUGACACAGACCUAUCAUUCAUUCGCAAUCAACCAGUGAGUUUGACAUUUACUGGGAAGACAGUAUUUGAGGUACACUGGUAUAGUUUUACGGAUGGGCAGGCAUGGGUAAAUGGUAAUCCAAAUCAGGUCUGUGGUCAAGUGUUGAAUAGAAUAAAAGGGUCAUCAGGGUUUUUAUUGGAUGAAGGGUGGCCAUUGUUCGUGAGUGAAUGGGGAUCGGAUUUAACGGGGAACAAUGAGAACGAUGAUAGGUAUUUGAACUGCAUUUUGGGUUGGCUGAGUGAAAAUGACUUGGACUGGGCCUUGUGGACUCUUGUUGGGAGUUAUUAUUUAAGAGAAGGGGUCGCUGGGUCAGAUGAGCACUAUGGAGUUUUAAGUUGGAACUGGCGUGAUAUCAGGAAUUCAAGCUUUUUACAAAGAAUAUCAUCUGUUCAAUCUCCUUCUCGAGGGCCGGGUUUAUCAGAUAGAACUCUGCAUAAAGUGAUUUUCCAUCCAUUAACAGGUCUUUGUGUACUGAGAACAUCAUCAUCUCCUCCUGUGAGGUUGGGUUCUUGUACCGACACAGAAGCAUGGAAUUACACAGCCCAGAAGAUUUUAUACUUGAAGGGGACAUAUUAUUGCUUACAAUCAAACGGGGUGGGGAAGGCAGCAACACUCAGCUUAAGAUGCACCAACUCAAAUUCAAAAUGGGAAAUCAUAGCAGAUUCUAAGAUGCACCUGUCAUCUACAGCAGAUGGUAAAACUGUUUGCCUGGAUGUAGACUCAAGCAACAAUCUUGUUACAAAUGACUGUAAAUGCUUGGGUACAGAUAAAGCAUGUGUUCCUGCAAGCCAGUGGUUCAAACUUGUUGACAGUACAAGAGGUUCAACAACUAAAUCAAUCUUAGGGUUCGACACGAUUACGGAUUUACCAGGAAAAGAUUUCUUAUGGAAAUUAUUUGACUCAUUCUGAUCGCAGUUGUAAAUGCUACUAACAGACAACCAAGACACGGAAAUUUACCGUUGGAAAUGGGGAAUGCCUCUACUAUAAAUCAAUUAAAGAAUUCCGGGCCAUGCUCAUUAGUUAAAGAGUAAAUGUAAACCUUUGUAAUUAAUUAUGUUGGUCACUGAACAGGACAGGAGUCAAAGUUUAUUUACUUACAUAUAAGGUUUUUUUGGGUAUGCAUGGGUGAAGUGAAAACCUAUAAGAAUAAUACUACGUAAUUUUCAGGC
Mangifera indica (mango) is the source of this 1972-nucleotide messenger RNA. Its product is annotated as glycosyl hydrolase 5 family protein. Gene Ontology annotation, molecular function: hydrolase activity, hydrolyzing O-glycosyl compounds. Lineage: Eukaryota; Viridiplantae; Streptophyta; Magnoliopsida; Sapindales; Anacardiaceae. The coding region runs from base 24 to 1712 and encodes 562 amino acids. The record is from RefSeq and is a predicted model, not a curated record. The transcript has 4 exons.